CAAGAGUCCAACACUACUUCUCUGCAGUCCAACUCAUCUGUAAGAGGAUCAUAGAGCGACCUCAUCUCCAAACUGGCAGCAUGGCAUCUUCAAGUCUCUUCCCACCGCCUCUGACGCUUCACUUUGCGCCUCCAGCAGGCAGCAGCAUCAGCAGCGGUAGUGGAGAGGAGCCCAUAGACCAACCGCCCAACCUUAUGCCCUUUUCAAUCGAGUACACCGGCCCAGCCAACGUAGACGGCUAUCUCGUCUCCCAUCAGGCGGCCAAAAAGACCUCUUCUUCUUCCGCCACUUCCUCAUCAUCUCAACAUCAACAGCAUGCACACAGCUCACUAGCUGGACCCUCUGGAGUGGAUAUCCCCCAAGAGGAAGUCUACACUCACUUUCGCGGCCGAAGACUCUGGCGUACCACACUCCCUCUACCGGCUGACUGGAGCGGAAGGGUCUGUCUGCUACAGCGAGAGCGACCAAGAGAUGCUCCCGUUGGGGCCAGAACAGGCUCAUCGCAGACUGCAAUGGGAGAAGGAGCUGAUACCGUUGCGGGAGAAGUGGCUCGCCGACGCUUGGAGCAAGAGGAGGCGGCAGAGAGAGAGGAGAUGCGCAGGAAGAAGCGAAGACUGAAUGCUGCUGCUGCUGCCUCGAGUAGUUCGGGGAGAAACGGACCUGCGGUCAAGAAGCCGGCUGCGAUGGCUACUUUCUCCAUGGACGAUGACGAAGACGAGGUUGAGGAUGAGGACGAGGGGGACAUGAAUGGAGGAGCGGGUCUGAGCGAGGAGGAGGAAGCGGACGUCUAUGACCUUCGUGAUGAAGAAGAUCCACACGAUGACGACGAUCAUCCUCAAGAAGACGACUUCCUACCCCAAGACCUCCCCACGGCGCCUUCGGACACUCGGAGCACCGCUCCACCCCUCCCGCAAUCAGUCACAACCACGUCUCUCCUCCCUUCUUCACGCUUCUCGACUAUCCACAUAUGGAGCCCAGACGGGAAGCUGGAUGCAGGAGACGAGGAGCUGGUAAAGGUGCUCGGCGAGUGGAGGUCCAUCAAUACGCUAGUGAGUGCAAGAGGGAUCGCUUGAAGGUCGGGCUGUUGCCAAUUCCGAGACGAGACGAGACUGGGACUGAUCAUUCUACUUGCUUCCUUGUGUCGCUUCUUUAGCUUCAUUCUGCCUGAAGCGCUGCUCCAUCUCGACCUUUCUCACACUAGACAGUCCUUUCCGCUCCUUGUGC
Messenger RNA from Microstroma glucosiphilum, 1224 nucleotides. RefSeq lists its product as hypothetical. Gene Ontology annotation, cellular component: ribonuclease H2 complex. The transcript has a single exon. Gene Ontology annotation, biological process: RNA catabolic process. Lineage: Eukaryota; Fungi; Basidiomycota; Exobasidiomycetes; Microstromatales; Microstromataceae. The record is from RefSeq and is a predicted model, not a curated record. Bases 81 to 1073 code for a protein of 330 amino acids.